CUGCUCAGCUCCAGCCCGGGUCUCUGAGCCCCCCGCUGCCUUUCUGCCCCCGCUGGCAGGCAGCCAGGGCUCGGCAUGCUGGAAACCUGUAUCCUCCCCGUCCCAUCCCACUGUCUCCUCCCAGCUGUGGGCUUACAAGGAGUGGCAGCUGGUGGGGUAUAUAAAAGCAGAAGAACCUCAGUCAUAUCCAAAGAAACUCCUGGAGCUCCUCAUACUCCUUCCCCUCCAGCCUUCACGUGAUCUAGCUUCCCCACGCAGGGGAGCCAAGGACAAGCCUCACUGUGCGAGAUGGCUGCCGCCAGCUGCCUCCCCCUGCUCCUCCUGCCCUGGCUGGUGAUGGCCUCGCACAGCCCACCUGGCUGCAAGAUCCGUAUCACCUCCAAAGGGCUGGACCUGGUAGAGCAGGAGGGACUGCGUUUCGUGGAGCAGGAGCUGCAGAACAUGACAGUGUCAGACUUGCAUGGGAAAGAGGGGCAGUUCCACUACAACAUCAGCCAGGUCAAGGUGACAGACCUGCAGCUGGCACAUUCCAACCUGCACUUCCAGCCUCAGCAGCACCUCUUCUUCAACAUCAGGAACGCCUCCAUCAGCCUGCGCUUCCGGAGGCAGCUGCUCUACUGGUUCUUUUAUGACAUUGGGUCCAUCAACGCCUCUGCGGAUGGUGUCCGCAUCCACACAGUGCUGCAGCUGGCCAAGGAUGAGGCUGGGCGCCUGAAGAUCUCCAAUGUCACCUGCAAUGCCUCCAUUGCCAGAAUGCACGCAGGCUUCUCCGGCACACUCGGGAAGGUCUAUGAAUUCCUGAGCACAUUCAUUGUCACAGCGAUGCGCUUCCUCCUCAGCCAGCAGAUCUGCCCAUCACUGGAGCAUGCCAGCCUGGUGCUGCUGAACUCCUUGUUGGACACAGUGCCAGUGAGAAACUACGUGGAUGAGCACAUUGGGAUUGAUUACUCUCUCCUGCGGGAUCCGGUCAUCUCCACGGACACCCUCGAUCUAGACUUCAAGGGCAUGUUCUUCCCCCGGGCAAGAGAGAACCAGAAGCUGGAGAACCACGCAGUGGAGCCGGUGAUCAAGGAGACUGAGCGGAUGGUCUAUGUUGCCUUCUCAGAGUACUUCUUUGACUCCGCCAUGCACGCCUACUUCCAGGCGGGUGUGCUGGCCAUAGAGCUCCAGGGGGAGAAGGUGCCCAAGGACCUGGAUGUUUUGCUGAGAGCCACCUUCUUCGGGACCAUCUUCAUGCUGAGCCCAGCUGUGGAUGCUCCCCUCCGCCUGGUGCUGCAGGUGUCAGCCCCCCCCCGCUGCACCAUCAAACCCUCUGGCACCUCUGUCUCUGUCUCUGCCUUCCUCAACAUCUCACUGGUACCCCAAGGCCAACCCCCCGUCCAGCUGUCCAGCAUGGCCAUGGAGACAAAGCUGAGUGCCAAGGUGUUUCUGCGAGGGAAGGCACUGCGCAUGCAGCUGGACCUGCGGCGGUUUCGCAUCUACUCCAAGCAGUCUGCACUGGAGUCGCUGGCGCUGUUCUCCCUGCAGGCCCCACUGAAGACCCUCCUGCAGCUGACCAUCAUGCCCAUCAUUAAUGAGAGGACCAAGAAGGGGGUGCAGAUCCCACUGCCAGAAGGCAUGGACUUCACCAAGGAGGUGGUCACCAACCACGCGGGAUUCCUCAUGGUGGGAGCUGAUCUCCACUUCUCCAAGGGGCUGCGGGAGGUGAUUGAGAAAUACCGCCCGGUUCCCACCGCCCCCAGCGCAGGGCCUGCAGAGCCCAGCGUGGAUCCCCACCAGCUCUAGCUCCUUCCCUGCACUGAGGGCAGAUCCCGGGCUGGACCCGUAGGUGGGAGGUAGGAAGCAGUUUUCCCAGUGCCACCGGCACUUCCUGGGGGUGGUAGCAAGGUGGAGACAACCGCUCUGGGAACCCCUGCUGCACCCCUUCUCAUUACACUAAUAAACCACGCGACUCCAAA
Molecule: messenger RNA, 1958 nt
Organism: Calypte anna (Anna's hummingbird)
Lineage: Eukaryota; Metazoa; Chordata; Aves; Apodiformes; Trochilidae
Gene: PLTP
Product: phospholipid transfer protein
Exons: 16
Coding region: 289-1785 (498 amino acids)
Biological process (GO): phospholipid transport; high-density lipoprotein particle remodeling; ceramide transport
Molecular function (GO): ceramide binding; phosphatidylethanolamine binding; phosphatidylcholine binding
Source: RefSeq, a predicted model, not a curated record